Messenger RNA from Gasterosteus aculeatus aculeatus (three-spined stickleback), 16485 nucleotides. RefSeq names its product CUB and Sushi multiple domains 2 (gene csmd2). The record is from RefSeq and is a predicted model, not a curated record. NCBI's taxonomy places the organism in Eukaryota, Metazoa, Chordata, Actinopteri, Perciformes, Gasterosteidae.
GGUCAUCUCUCUCCAAAACAGUCCGAUCUGACUACGUUGGUUGACAACUUCUAGAACGGGCUGGUUUUUCUUUCCUGUCUUGGAUCCGGAUAACCUGUGUGUCUCUCACUCAUUCUGCGAUGGCUCUUCCGAACCUCGGUCAAAUUACGAGUUUGAACGUGGAUUACCGGCACUGCAAAUGUUGUUCCUCAAAGGAGACGCAAUAAAGAGAAGGACAGAUAAGUGCAGCGGGUCGACCUGAAGGAAGGGAUCUCCCGGUAAUAUCAGUGGUAUAUGUGCAGCGGACGAGUUUUUUUUUUUUCUUUCGUGAGUUCUUCUUUUUUUUCCGCGUGCUGGGUAGAUCGAGGACCACUUGAUUCUCGUCUCCCUCGUUGGGUUCGACUUCCCUCCUUUCCCUCCCUUUAGGUGUGAAAUCCAUCCUCUCAGACAGAGACUCUGAACCCCCAGGUCCCCGCAUGACAUGGUUCAGUCCAGCUGCGAGAUCCGAGCCUCCUCCAUGCAUUGGGAUUUUUCUCAGCACCGACACCGAGUGAAUCUCCCUCUUUUGACCAUCUGAGAAGUAUCGCGCACUGCCCGAGCAGAGAAAAAGCCCUGCCAUGACCGCCGCUUCCAUUCGGGACCGAGCAACGGGACUUGCGGGGAGACCGGAAUGCGCAUGCAGGAAAGAGGACGGAAUACGGAUUUUUGCUCUAAUGAAGGCGGGAGUGCGGGCGCACCAUUGGAGCCGGGUGCUGCUCUUCUAUGUGGGGCUACUGGUCGCCUCAGCAAACGCUCAGAACUGCAGCUACACACUACACAGUCCCAAUGGGACGAUAGAAAGCCCCGGCUACCCUUACGGUUACCCCAACUAUGCCAACUGCACAUGGGUGAUCGUGGCGGCGGAGCACAACCGGAUACAGUUGGUGUUUCAAGGGUUCGCCCUGGAGGAGGACUUUGACAUCUUGUCUGUAUACGACGGACCUCCCAGCCCGGGGAACCUUCGGACAAGGUUAACGGGAUUCCAGCUGCCUUCGCCCAUCGUCAGUACGGGCUCCAGGCUCACACUGUGGCUUCUGUCCGACUACGCCGUCAGCGGGCAGGGAUUUAAAGCUGCCUAUGAAGCUCUGCCCAGUUACACUUGCGGUAAUCCCGGACAGCUGCUCAACGGCCACCAGCAGGGGUCCACGUUCAACAUUGGAGACAAAAUCCGCUACAGCUGCAGCCCGGGCUACGUGCUGGAGGGUCACACCACCCUGUCCUGCCUUGCCACUUCAGCGGGUACUGCUGCCUGGGAUUUCCCCCUCCCCUACUGCAGAGCGGACGAUGGUUGUGGCGGAACGCUGCGGGGCCAGAGUGGGGUGAUCACCACCCCCAAUUACCCGGCUGACUACAACAACAACGCCGACUGCACCUGGACUGUGCUGGCCGAGCCGGGAGACACCAUCGCCCUGGUGUUCUCCGACUUUCAGCUGGAGGACGACUAUGACCUGCUCGAGGUCAGCGGCACGGAGGGCUCCUCACAGUGGUUCACUGGCCCUAACCUCCCCUCACCCAUCAUCAGCAGCAAGAAUUGGCUCCGGCUUCACUUUACCUCAGAUGGCAACCACAAGUUGAGAGGUUUCAGCGCCCAGUACCAAGUGAAGAAGAUGACUGAGCUAAAGUCUCGAGGUGUGAAGAUGUUGCCUAGCAAAGACAACCACCACAAGAUCUCAGUGUUGUCUCAGAUGGGUGUCGCGCAGGGACACAACAUGUGUCCAGACCCAGGGAUCCCUGAUCGAGGAAAAAGAAAAGGCACCGACUUUAGGCGAGGAGCCACGGUGCAUUUCUCCUGCGACGAGGGUUAUGAACUGCAGGGCUCCAAGAGCAUCAGCUGCCUCAGAGUGACAGACAGCUACGUAGGCUGGAGUGACGAUCGGCCCAUAUGCAGAGCACCAAUGUGCGGAGGCCAGUUGAAAGGACCCAGUGGUGUCAUCACCUCUCCAAACUACCCGGUCCAGUAUGACAACAAUGCCAACUGCACUUGGCUGAUCACAGCCACGGACACAUCUAAGGUGAUCAAGCUGACAUUUGAGGAUUUUGACCUGGAGCGAGGCUACGACACCCUUACAGUGGGGGACGGCGAGGUGGUGGGAGACCAGAAGACCAUCUUCCACGUCCUGUCUGGAACCACCACUCCAGACCUUGUGGUUAGCACCAGCAACCUGAUGUGGCUUAACUUUAAAACAGACGACACCAGUGGCUCUCUGGGAUUCAAGGUGUCCUAUGAAGAAAUUGACCAGGGCAGUUGCGGAGACCCCGGAAUCCCAGCUUAUGGCAAAAGGGAGGGCACAAGUUUUCGUCACGGGGAGCGACUCUACUUUGAGUGUCUGCCCGCCUUCGAGCUGGUGGGGAAGAAGAACAUCACCUGUCAGAAGAACAACCAGUGGUCGGCCAAGAAACCCAGUUGUGUCUUUUCCUGUUUCUUCAACUUUACUACUCCAUCCGGGGUGCUGCUGUCCCCCAACUACCCUCAGGAGUACGGCAACAAUAUGCACUGCGUGUGGUUGAUCAUCACCAAUCCCGAGAGCCGCAUCAAUCUGGCCUUCAAUGACCUCAGCAUGGAGAAACAGUUUGACUUCCUCUCAAUCAAAGAUGGUGGAAAGGCCGAGUCUCCUAUCCUGGGUACCUAUUCCGGUGCCGCCUUACCCCCUCCUAUAACAACUAGUGCCCAUGUGGCCCGGCUGGAGUUUCUGACCGACCACACGUAUACAGACAGAGGCUUCAACAUCACAUUUACAACAUUUCGCCACAACGAAUGCCCUGACCCGGGCGUGCCAGUCAACGGGAAGCGCUUCGGCGAGAGCCUUCAGCUGGGCAGUUCGAUCUCAUUCCUGUGCGAGGAGGGCUUCGUUAAGACCCACGGCUCGCAAACCAUCUCUUGCAUUCUCAAGGAUGGCAACGUGGUUUGGGACAAUGCAGUUCCCCGCUGUGAGGCCCCAUGUGGAGGGGAUCUGAAGGCUCCCAGUGGGAUCAUCCUCUCCCCUGGCUGGCCGGAACUCUAUAAGGAGGCCCUUAACUGCGAAUGGAUCAUUGAGGCUCCUCCAGGCUACCCCAUCAAGAUCAUCUUUGACAAGUUCCGCACGGAGGUCAACUACGAUGUCCUUGAGGUGCGGGACGGACGGUUUCCCUCUUCACCUUUGAUCGGCAGUUACCAGGGUACCCAGGUUCCCCAGUUCGUCAUCAGCACCUCCAGCUUCCUGUACCUCCUCUUCUCGACUGACAAGAGCCACUCCGACAUCGGCUUCCGCAUACGUUACGAAACUUUGCAGCUGCAGUCGGACCACUGCGUGGACCCCGGUAUUCCUGUCAACGGGCAGCGACACGGAAACGACUUCUAUGUCGGCGCUUUGGUGACAUUUAGCUGUGAUGCGGGUUACACACUCAGCGACACGGAGCCUUUAGAGUGUGAACCCAAUUUUCAGUGGAGCCGCCCCCUGCCUAGCUGCGAUGCACUGUGUGGAGGUUACAUCCAAGGCAACUUUGGCACCAUCCUGUCACCUGGCUUCCCGGACUUCUACCCUCACAACCUGAACUGCACGUGGAUAAUCGAGACGUCCCAUGGCAAAGGUGUCCAAUUCAACUUCCACACCUUCCACCUCGAGAGCCCUCACGAUCAUUUGGUGGUGACGGAGAACGGCAGCUUUUCUCAGCCCCUGUGGAGGCUGACGGGCUCCACGCUGCCGCUGCCUCUCAGCGCCGGCCUCUUUGGAAACUACACCGCUCAGAUCCGCUUUCUCUCCGACUUCUCUGUUUCCUACGAGGGAUUCAACAUCACCUUCUCCGAGUAUGACCUGGAGCCGUGUGAGGACCCUGGAAUCCCGCCGUACAGUGCCAGAAAGGGCCUUCACUACGGGGUGGGGGACUCCCUCAUCUUCUCCUGUUUCCCGGGCUAUCGGCUGGAGGGUCCGGCGAGGGUGAUUUGCUUAGGGGGCAGGAGGCGGGUUUGGAGCUCCCCUCUGCCAAGGUGUGUUGCUGAAUGCGGCUCGUCCGUGACCGGCAUGCAAGGGGUGCUGCUCUCGCCCAACUACCCCGGUUACUACGGCAACAACCACGAGUGCAUCUACUCCAUCCAGACUCAGCCCGGCAAAGGCAUACAGCUACGGGCGCGAGACUUUAGACUUGAGGAGGACGACGUGCUCAAAGUCUUUGAUGGCAGCAGUAAUGAGGCUCGUCUGCUGGGGGUGUUUACGGGCAGCGAGAUGCUGGAGACCACCUUGAACUCCACCUCCAGCUCCAUGUGGCUGGAGUUUAUCAGCAAUGCGGAAAACACCAGCAAAGGCUUUGAACUUCACUUCAUUAGCUUUGAGCUGGUGAAAUGCGAGGACCCAGGCGUUCCCCAGUUUGGCUACAAGCGUGAGGACAAGGGUCACUUUGCUGGGAGCAGUGUGUCGUACAGCUGUGACCCAGGCUACACCCUGAAAGGCCCCCAGGUGCUUACCUGCCUGAGAGGGGAAAGGAGGGCAUGGGGAAGCCCCCUCCCACUCUGUGUCGCUGAGUGUGGCGGCACCAUAAAGGAUGAGCCUUCUGGUCGUAUACUUUCUCCUGGCUAUCCGGCCCCAUACGAGCACAACCUGCACUGCAUGUGGACUAUUGAGGCCGCCCCUGGAAGCACAAUCAGCCUGCAUUUCCUGGUUUACCACACGGAGGAGGUCCACGAUGUACUGCGGAUCUGGGAUGGGCCGCAGGAAGGAGGGGUCCUGCUGAGGGAGCUCAGUGGUUCAAUGUUGCCCCCGGAUGCCCACAGCACCUUCAACACUGUCAGCCUGCAGUUCACCACUGACUUCUUCACUAGCAAGCAGGGCUUUGCUCUGCAGUUCUCUGUCUCCACUGCGACCUCCUGCAACGACCCGGGCAUGCCGACCAACGGGACGCGCGGCGGUGACAGCAGGGAGCCCGGAGACCACGUGGUGUUCCAGUGUGAUCCGGGCUACAUUCUGCAGGGGGCCAACAGAAUAACCUGCGCGGAGAUCAACGGCCGCUUCUUCUGGCAGCCGGACCCUCCGACCUGCACAGCACCAUGUGGCGGGAACCUGACCGGUCCGAGUGGGCUGAUUCUGUCUCCGGACUAUCCUGAACCCUACCCGCACGGAAGGGAGUGUGACUGGACAGUCACUGUAACACUGGACUACGUCAUUGCUCUUAGCUUCAACCAGUUUAGCUUGGAGCCCAGUUAUGACUUCUUGCAUAUCUAUGAUGGACCGGACUCCCUCAGCCCCUUGCUGGGGAGUUUUUAUGGCACAGACUUUCCAGACCGCAUUGAGAGCAGCUCCAACACGCUGUUCUUGGCUUUCCGCAGCGACGCUUCCCUCAGCAGCAAUGGAUUCGUUCUGCAGUACACAGAGAACCCCAGGGAGUCUUGCUUUGAGCCGGGCGUGGUGCGAAAUGGGACUCGGGUGGGCGCCGAUCUCAAGCUGGGCUCCACUGUCGCCUACCGCUGCGACAGUGGCUACACACUAGAGGGGGACCCAACCCUCACAUGCAUCAUGGGGGGAGACGGCAAGCCGAGCUGGAACAAACCCAAGCCCAUCUGUAUUGCUCCAUGUGGUGGACAGAACUCCGGUUUGGAAGGAGUGGUCUUGUCUCCUGGUUACCCCGGCAACUACAGCAGUGCACGGACCUGUCUGUACUCUGUGGUGGUGCCCAAGGAUUACGUGGUCUUCAGUCAAUUCACCUUCUUCCACACGGCCCUGAAUGAUAUCGUAGAGGUUUACGACGGGGCGACACAACACUCCCGGGUUCUCAGCUCCCUGUCUGGAGCGCACACAGGGGAAUCGUUGCCGUUAGCAACCUCCAACCAAGUCCUGAUCCGUUUCACCUCCAAAGGCCAAUCCAGCUCUCGAGGAUUCCACCUCGUCUACCAAGCCGUGCCACGGACAAGCGCCACCCAGUGCAGCUCAGUCCCGGAGCCCCGGAAUGGCCGCCGCAUGGGCAACAACUUCGCCGUCGGUGCUGUGAUCCGCUUUGAGUGCAGUCCAGGUUACGUGCUGGAGGGGCCCAGUGCCAUCGAAUGCUUGACCGUUCCUAAUGCCCUGGCACAGUGGAACAGCUCCAUACCCAGCUGUAUAGUUCCAUGUGGAGGUAAUCUGACCCAACGAACUGGCACCAUCUUAUCUCCCGGCUUCCCCGAGCCUUACCUCAACAGCCUCAACUGUGUCUGGAAGAUCACUGUUCCAGAAGGAUCAGGAGUCCAGAUCCAGGUAAUCAGCUUUGUGACGGAGCAGAACUGGGACUCCCUGGAAGUGUUUGACGGAGGCGACAACACUGACACCAUGCUUGGCAGCUUCUCAGGCACCACCGUGCCGGCUCUCCUCAACAGCACCUCAAACCAACUCUACCUGCACUUCUUCUCGGAUAUCAGUGUGUCUGCAGCUGGAUUCAGGCUGGAAUACAAAACGGUGUCUCUCACCAGUUGCGCAGAGCCUGUGGUUCCCAUGAACAGCAUCAAGGUGGGGGAGCGUCUCCAGAUGAAUAAUGUGGUGUCUUUCCAGUGUGAACCUGGAUACACUUUACAGGGGAACUCGCACAUCACCUGUAUGCCUGGGACCUUUAGACGAUGGAACUACCCUCCUCCUCUCUGCAUAGCUCAAUGCGGUGGGAUUCGGGAGGAGAUGGAGGGCAUGAUUCUCAGCCCCGGUUUCCCUGGCAACUACCCUAGCAACGCCGACUGUACAUGGAGAAUCUAUUUGCCAGUUGGUUACGGAGCCAACCUGCAGUUCCUCAACUUCUCCACCGAAGCCAACCAUGAUUUUCUUGAGAUACGCAAUGGUCCCCUUGAUACAAGUGCAGUGAUCGGUCGAUUCAGCGGCCAGGAUAUUCCCCCCUCCGUUUUCUCCACUUCCCACGAGACCACAGUUUAUUUCCAUAGUGACCACUCACAAAACAAACCGGGGUUCAGAUUCGAGUACCAGGCCUACGAGCUACAGGAGUGCCCCGAUCCAGAGCCUUUCCGUUACGGAGCGGUGGUGGGAGCCGGCUUCAAUGUGGGCCAGUCUAUUUCCUUUGAGUGUCUGCCCGGGUAUCAGCUAAUGGGAUAUUCCAUCCUCACCUGUGAGCACGGCACCACACGCAACUGGGAUCAGCCUUUCCCUCGCUGCGAAGUGCCUUGCGGGGGGAACAUCACAUCAGACAAUGGGACCAUUUUCUCCCCGGGUUACCCAGAGGAGUACCCUAGCUCGGCUGACUGCUCCUGGCUGAUCACGGUUGCUCAUGGCUUCGGCAUCAAAAUCAACUUCACCCUGCUGCAGAUCCACGGGCCACACAAUUUCAUCACUGUUUGGGAUGGUCCACAGGAGACAGCCAGGAAACUGGGAGUGUUCACUGAUGGGGAGCCAAAUGACCCGCCCAGUAGCACAUCCAAUCAGGUGUUGAUACGUUUCCGUAGCAACACCGAGAAGGGCGGACUAUUCCGUAUCAGCUAUCAAGCUUACAGGCUGCAGUUCUGCCUGCCUCCCCCCAUCAUUCCUAAUGCAGAGAUCCUGAUGGCAAGCAAAGAGUUUAAAAUAGGUGAUAUAGUGCGCUACCGAUGUCUUCCCGGCUACCAAUUAAAUGGAAACAGCAUCCUGACCUGCCGGUUGGGGACGCACUUGGAGUUCGAGGGACCUCCACCCUCAUGUGAUGUUACUUGUCCCAUGAAUGAGGUAUUGACAGCUUCCACAGGUGUCAUCAUGAGCCAGUCACCAGGCAACGGUUUCCCCCAUUUUGAUUCAUGCUCCUGGGUGGUCAAAGUAGAACCUGGCUACAAUAUCACCUUCACCAUAGAACACUUCCAGACCAGCCGGCAGUUUGAUGAGCUCGAGAUCUUCGACGGCCCAUCCAGACAGAGCCCUCUUCUCAUUACCCUCAGUGGUAAUUAUUCUAACCCACUGAGCAUCACCAGCUCCAGUAACAGAGUCUAUUUGCACUGGUCCUUCGACCACACAACCCGCCACAAAGGCUUUCGCAUACGCUACUCAGUUGCCUACUGUAGCCCUCACAACAACCCUGCAAAUGGCACAGUGCACAGUCUUACAGGCACUAAGCUGGGCAGCACGCUGCGCUUCAGCUGUGACCAGGGCUUCCGGCUUAUUGGUCAGAGCAGUGCCACGUGCACGCGGACUGCACAGGGGAUCUACCAGUGGAAUGCACCAGUGCCACUUUGCCAAGUCACGUCUUGUGGAAUGCCAGUGCCUCCGGUCAACGGCAGUAUCGGGGGUCAGGACUUCUCUUUAGGAGCCAGGGCCACGUACCAGUGUAAUCCCGGAUUUCGGCUCACAGGACCUAUCACUACCUCAGUGACCUGUCAGGAAUCCGGGCGGUGGAGCCCCAUUGAAGCCCCACCCAGAUGUGUCCCGGUAACCUGCCCUGACAUUGGCCACUCUGCUGUGGAACAUGGGAGAUGGAGGCUCAUCUACGGUACUCAAAACCAAUACGAUACUUUGAUGAUGCUCAUAUGUGACCCUGGAUAUUACUACAGGGGUCAAAGGGUCAUUCGCUGCCAGGCCAACAGCACCUGGAACUACCCAGAUCCACGGCCAGUCUGCGAGAUCAUCUCCUGUGGGGACCUUGGUACUCCACCAAACGGCAAUAAGAUUGGAACACUCACAGUGUAUGGAGCCACUGCCAUUUUCUCCUGCAACACAGGAUAUACCUUGGUAGGCUCUCGGGUCCGAGAGUGUAUGUCCAAUGGCCUUUGGAGUGGAACACAGGUCCAGUGUCUAGCUGGCCAUUGCGGCACCCCGGAGCCAAUCGUGAAUGGACAAAUCAAUGGAGAGAAUUAUAACUACCGAGGCAGCGUUGUCUACCAGUGUAACCCUGGAUUUCGUCUCAUUGGGGUGUCGGUGCGAAUCUGCGAGCAGGAUCACCGCUGGUCCGGACGAACCCCCGUCUGUGUCCCCAUCACCUGCGGGCAUCCUGGUAACCCCACCUUUGGUAUGACCCAAGGAACCCAGUUCAACUUAAAUGAUGCUGUGCGCUUUGUCUGCAACACCGGCUAUGUUCUGCAGGGGGCUGUAAAGUCGGCCUGCCAGGCCAACGGGCAGUGGAGUAACGCCCUCCCCAGGUGUAAAAUUGUGAACUGCACGGAGCCGGGUCAUGUGGAGAACAGCAUCAGGCAGAUAUUGCCCAGUGGGCCGCAUCGCUACAGCUUCCAGACCACCGUGUCCUACCGCUGUAACCCCGGAUACUACCUGCUGGGUACCAGCUCCAUCUCCUGUCAGGGGGACGGUACCUGGGACCGCUCGCUGCCCAAGUGCCUGUUGGUGUUGUGCGACCGCCCCAGCAUGCCUCCCUACGCCCAGAUCUCCGGCGACCGGCGGACAGUAGGCUCAGUCAUCCGCUACAGCUGCAUCGGCCAGCGCACCAUCGUCGGCAACACGACGCGCAUGUGCCAGCUGGACGGCCAGUGGAGCGGCUCGCCGCCGCACUGCUCCGGCGACGCAGCCGGGCUGUGUGGAGAUCCAGGUACUCCGGUGCAUGGAAUCCGUCUGGGAGAAGAGUUCACGGUCGGCGCCGCUGUCCGCUUCAGCUGUGAGCCGGGCUAUUUGCUGAAGGGCUCUCCGGAGAGAACUUGCCUCGCCAACGGGUCCUGGCUCGGCACCCAAGCCGAGUGUCACGUGAUCUCCUGUGGAAACCCAGGAACUCCACGUAAUGCCCAGAUCCUGAACCACGACGGCCUAACGUUUUCCAGAUCUAUUACCUACGCUUGCAGAGAGGGCUACUACUCAACCGGCCUGCUCACCCGACACUGCACUGUUAACGGCUCGUGGACCGGCAACAUGCCUGAGUGCUCUGUAAUCAACUGCGGUGACCCUGGCGUGCCAGCCAACGGGUUGAGGCUGGGCAAUGAUUUCAUUUACAACCUCACGGUCAGUUUCCAGUGUUCCCCUGGUUUUACUAUGGACGCGGACCGGGCCUCCACUCUUAUCUGCACCAAGGACCGGACCUGGAACGGCACCAAACCUCACUGCAAAGCGAUCGUAUGUGGUCCACCGCCUAUCAUCCCUAAUGGACAGGUUGUCGGUACAGACUUCACCUGGGGCUCCAGCAUCAGUUACUCCUGCAACCAAGGUUACCAGCUGUCUCUGCCCACUGUGUUAACAUGCCAGGGCAACGGCAACUGGAGCGGAGAGAAACCCCAGUGCUUCCCUGUGUUCUGUGGAGACCCAGGGAUGCCCGCCCAGGGGAGGAGGGAAGACCGAGGAUUCACCUAUCUCUCCUCCGUCUCCUUCUCCUGCUACUCUCCACUUAUCCUGGUGGGAUCUACCAGGAGAUAUUGUCAGUAUGAUGGCACUUGGAGUGGCACACAGCCCUCGUGCAUAGAUCCCACUCACACUACCUGUGGAGACCCCGGCACUCCUCUCUUUGGAAAUCAGAACAACAGUCAAGGCUUCCAGAUCAGCAGCACUGUGUUCUUCAGCUGUAGAAAGGGAUACUUACUUCAGGGCUCCAUUACUCGCACUUGUCUGCCCAACCUCACUUGGAGUGGUUUUCAACCUGAGUGCAUUGCCCACCACUGCAGCCAACCGGAGCUGCAAGCCCAGUCUGAUGUUAGAGCCAUUGAACUGCCAUCUCUUGGCUACACACUGAUCUACACGUGUCAGCCUGGCUUCUACUUGGCCGGAGGAUCAGAACACAGGACCUGCAGGUCCGAUGGAAGCUGGACAGGGAAACCACCUCUCUGCGCAGCUGAUAAUCGCCCGAGUGGUAAGAGCCCGGUGGGUACAGUGCAGGAGCCGCCGUCCAAGUUACCAGUCCCUGCCGGUGUCUUUUCCAAGAACUCCCUCUGGAGGGGAUCCUACGAGUACCUCGGGAAGAAGCAACCCGCUAUGCUCAGCAUCACCGCUUUCGAACCCUUUAGCAACCGUGUUAACGCGACACUCAUCGACCACAGCGGAGUGGAACUCAAACUGGCUGGUAUUUAUAAAAAGGAGGAAGCUCAGCUGCUGCUUCAGGUCCACCAGAUCAGAGGCCCCGUGGAGAUCUUUGUCAACAAGUUCAAAAUAGACAACUGGGCCCUUGAAGGACAUGUGUCCUACAUCUCUUCAUCCAACUCCUUUGUGUACCAGGGAUUUGUCAGAGGAAAAGGCUUUAGCCAAUUUGGUCUCCAAAGACUGGAGAGCUUAGAUUCCAGCAAAGACAACACAGGCUACAACUUUGCAUCCAACAGCAGUUCCGUGGCAGCAGCCAUCCUAGUGCCUUUUAUAGCCAUGAUCAUCGCAGGCUUCGCUCUGUAUCUCUACAAACACAGGAGAAGACCCAAAGUCCCCUUCAAUGGUUACGUGGGCCACGAGAACACCAAUGGACGCGCUACGUUUGAGAACCCCAUGUAUGACCGCAACAUCCAACCCACCGACAUCAUGGCCAGUGAGACAGAGUUUACAGUCAGCACAGUGUGCACUGCUGUAUAGCAACUUCUUCCCCCAGAGUUAGGGGAGGAGAGGUGGACCACAUAGCUUGCCUGCCAACUGAGGACAUCCAUAGUUCCUCGGGCCGAGGGCAAGACAAAGAUCCUUUUAUUUGCUGUAGUACAUUCAAGAAACAUCUCCAAUGGCAAAGGCUCCGACCCGCAGCAGACGAGAAAAAAGUGGAACCACGUGAAGACAAUAAGGACUGUAACAAAAGCCAACAACAAAAUGCUUUUUGUAACUCUUCAUGGUUUCUUGAUACUUUUUCCAUAUUUCGAGGAGGAGCUUUGACCUGAAACUGCAGCCUGCAGGAGUACUGCUGGAAGCAAAGCUGUGAUGGAUUUUCUCACCUGCUUCGCCUGAACCCAAAGGGAAUUGUAUGGUCAACCAUAAGUCUAGAAAUUGACCUGUAGCUAACAAAGAUCUCCGUGCAAGUCAACUGCACGGAGGACAACCACACGUCGGUCUGCUCGACUCGAAGAGAGACAGUCUGGACUGUUUUGAUUCAAGCUUCUCUCUGUUUUCCAUUUUUCUCAUUUUGGGUUCUCUUUUUAUACACUGCUUGCUUUCUGUGAUGAAUAACUGGAAACCCUGUAAUUCCCGGACGGUCUGUUCCUGCAGCUGUCUGGAAGUGUUCGUAGGAGGCCCGUCAGUCUCUGGCUGUGAAUGAGUUAAAAAUUCACUACGUCAUGAUGCUCAUUUGUUGAGGUUUCUUUGAAGCAGGAAUGAAAUCUGCCUGCGAAGGCAGCUGUGUCCAGAGGACAUGUUAAAAGGUUGCAACGGCUGCUUUAGACAAAACGUGCACUUAUGUGUACAGGUCAGUGAGACGUUUCCCCUUUGUCUUUUGGCCCCGAAUCUACCCUGAUACACAACUUUGCAAAAUGUUCUCAACCAUUAUUUUCUUUGGAGUCAUGACACUACCUGCAGGCCCUGUACAUGGAUAAAACAAAAGGAUAUCGGGAACAAAUGCUGUUAAAUUGACUAGGAAAAAGGUGUGUGAGCUUUUAUCUGCUUCUCUCUGUUUUCAAUGAUUGACGUGCGAUCUCUUUACAUGUUUAUGUCUGGAAGAGAAGACCAGACCUCAAGGAGGUGUGGAAAAGCAAAUCCAACUCUUGUCUAACAAAAUGGUAAAGAAGAGCUUAUUAUCUCACAUUUGCUCCACAUUGGCAUCUGUUACAACUUUUCUGCCCAUUUGGAGGAAAAUCGCCUUGGUGAAAGUAGGCAUGUCAACUACGAUACAUUACAUUUCAGUGAUGUGUAAAUGUCUCGGGACCACAUCUCUUUUUUCUCUUUGUUUCCAAAAGUCCCCCCCCCCCCCCAAAAAAAACUAUUGCACCAAGCAAUUGACAGAGAAACACGCGGCCCCUUGUUCUUUGGACAUACAGAAUUUUUGUCUAAUGUUUCUGCAGCUUGAAGGUAAUACGUACUGCAUUCUCCCUGAGAUGGAGUGUCAGCGUGAGCUCCUUUUAACUUGGCCUUAGGAAAACAAAGAUCAAAGUGUGGCCGUGUUUGAACUCCCUCAAAAUGUACAGCUGAAGGCCCCCCGAGUCUGAAGAAUGGAUUCCCAGUCAGAUGUGUGUUUCUCCUGGAUUACGCGCAGGUCUUUUUUUUCCUCCCAAGUUAACUUCUGACAGCUCAGGCCUUCUAGAAAAAAACACUGGGGUUGCUUUGCUUUUGUCGUCGCUCAUGGUGGAAAUGUUGCAGACGCUUCCCUCUGAGCUGUGACAGCCGAGGAGCUGCUCGCAUACCAAUUACUCCGAUGCAUUCAAUUUGAAAUGAUAAAUGUGAUAAGAAAACCGCGUUCAUGCUUCUGAUGCCAGGGAGUGAUACCCAGAAAUAUGGUUUGGAAAGUGCGACACAGGAGGAGACUGUCGAUAACUAUGAAAGGAGGAAUCUACUUUGGCAGGUGGAUGACAUCACCAACGUGAAACAAUCAGAACGCUAAUGAAUUUGUGACCCUUAAAUUGUGUGUUUGUCGGUGUGUGUGUGUGUGUGUGUGUGUGUGUGUGUGUGAAAGCGUUUGAGUGGGUGGAUUUAUAAAAACACCUCCUCCCAGCUAUCUGGCCCUCGCUCACCAUCCCCAUACAUGUGUAUUCAUGCUGUAGAGGGUGAAUAGUGCUCCGAACUUCACUGCAGCAAAUUGAGCCAUUACGUGCAAUUUACUUUAAUUUAGCCAUGCCUCAUUGUCAUACCCAUAUUGAAUCCUGAGUUCACCUUCGCAUCAUCACUGACAGGACAGGUCAUCAGUUACGUAGUGUGGAAAACAUCCAUAGCUUCCUACCAUGUAGUCUGUCUUUUAAGGGUUGGAAACUGGAACCGAAAUUUUAUUUGAUAUUUUUGUGUACAUUUAUAAAUAAAUGCAACAAAGUGACUUUCAGAGUCAAAAUCAACCUCUGCAGAGUACCGACAGGUUUUCAAAUGAAGUCUUUAAAGUCACCUAGAGUACAUUGUUUCCCUUAUGAAUCCAGGCCUUUGAAACCAAUCACUGUAUUGUUCCUUCAAUUAGAUUUUCCAUGGGUCAGUAAUUGCUCAUCCAGUUUUAUUACUUUUAAAGCUCUCGCUUAUCUCGACAGUGAGGAUAGAAUAUUGCUCCUUUCUUGCUCUGGUUGAGAAGUGAUGGAAAAGGAAACGAUUGAAUUACCCAGUGGAUUUCAUGAAAGGAGCUGUUGCACUCCCAUUAUCUUGAAGGCAUUGUUACUCUGUCCGCAUAGUUGCAUGUGGCUGUUGCAUUGUGUAUUGUGCAUUUCAUUAGUUUUUGUUCCGAAAUCGCACUAAAUAUUUCAGCAGUCGCUUCAUUACGUUGCAGAUAGUUUUUGUUAAGGCCACUUUGAUGUGGUCUCCCCCCUCUGCUCAUUCCUCCCGUGGCAACGUUUAGCACGCUUUAUUGAGCUGCGUUGAGUUUAAAACAAACCAAUAAGACACAAUGCCCCCACUGACUAGAAGUAACUAAUUAUAUUUGACUAGGUUUAGACUGUAGUUUUGGAUAAACGUAAUACAGAAGUAUAAGCUCAUGGCACUCUUUUUAUUUCUCCCAAAAGGGCUCAAGAAAUUCUAAAAAUGGUUUUAAAGGGCCAGAUUUUUACUUUUUUCAAUGUUCCUUCCUCCUGUCUUUAAUAAGCACUUUACAUUCAUCAUAGUGCCUUGGUAAACCUGCUUAAGUGGCUCUAUUUUUUCCAAACAUCAUAUAAUUACCAGAAUUGGAGGCAUUAUAAUGUUAGAUGAAUCUAAUUUAUCUUCCCGACCUGCAUAACCCGGAGAGACAUCCGUACUUUGCAUCUGUGUUUAUGAGCUGAGCCGAGCGUUUGGCUCAUCCAAAAGGAGCAAUGUGUUUAUAAGUACUGUAACGUCUGGCUGAUAAUUAAUUAAAGGUUCACCGAAUUAGAAUCUAGCGAAAUUACCAAAUGAAGACAAAUGGUUUCAAUCAGUCCCGGAUGUUGCUUCAUUUGGCUGCGCUACUUAGAAAAGUUUUUAAUGGGGAUGAAAAUAUUUUCAAAAAUUCAUGCUUGUAAUUUUGCAGUAUGGGGUUUUCCAUUUAAUGGGCACUACAUCUAUAGAAAUACUUUUCUUUUUAACCCAUCUGGGUUAGUCCGGAAAAGUUCUCAGAGAAAGUGCAGCGCAGUCGUUUGAAGAUCUGUGGAUUCUGGAUUGAGAGUUUAAAGAGGCAAAUUUCUUGAUAGCGGCCGGCUACUUCCUGGUUCUCUUUGCAUAUUUUAAGACAGAAACUCUGAUCAUCCGAGGUUCAUUUUCGUUAUCGGCCAGACGCAGCUCCGAGUCGCCUCCUGCUCACCAUCCCCUCUGUAACAAAAAACUCAGCGGGGCUGUGUGGCGUUCCAGUUCCCAUCUAGCUCACUGAAAUAGGCCCCGAACGCUUCUCAUUUCUUUCUGCAGCUCGUGCUCUCGCUUUUCCGUGUGUAAGUGCACUGGAAGAACCGAGCAAACCCCUCGGGGCACGCUGUGUGUGCGCAUCAACUAUUAUUUGUAAUCUCCCAUCUUCCAUUGUCAACGCGUAUGGACGGCUACGAAUGAGCCCGAAAUACUGCUGUGUUUUUCAGGCCCAUUCCAUGCAAUUUGCCUCCUGCAGUGUCUCUAGUGGGCUCUAACAUGGGGGGAAAGAGGGUAAGGAGAUGUUUUUUUUUUCUUCUGUAAAUGGAGAUUAGAGAGUGGAACGGUAGUUUCAUGAUUUAGGAUUAGGUCACUGGAGUUAUUACUGACCAAUUGCUGAAUGUAUUUCAUUUUACCGAUAUCUGUAUUCCUAUAACUGCUCCUCUGUUUGUAUACGGUGAUCAUAAGUUCAUUCAUAUUUAGUGUUAUACAUACGUAUUUACAGAGCUGCUUUUUAUUACCAGAGACUUUACAUUCCUGUAUUUUUGUUAUGGCAACACAGUUAUUGCAAGGUCUUUUUCUUUUCUUUUUUUUUCAUAUUUUCAUUUCAGCCCAAUAUAUCUCUCUGCUAACCCGUAAUUGAGACAUAAACUCAGAAAUAACACUGAAGCAGAAAUCAACACGGCCCCUGGAACACCACGACAAAACAGUAAAAGACAGAAGUUCAGUGUGGAUGUCUUGCUGCACACCAAAAGGUUACCUGUGAAGAAAUGAAUUAAAGUGGACUGGAGCAGACUGUGUGCAACCACAGAGAAGGAAAGUGUCUCGAAGAAAACUGAAUAUGUUGACAAAUAAAAAAAAAAACCUUUUUGUACAGAGAUAUAUUUUUGUGAAAAUACAUUUGUAAUAUAAAAAAGAAAAAAUGAAUUGACAUAUAUGUAAAUGUUUUUCUUUUUCAUUAUUGUAGUACAAAUGCUAGCGGGGAGUAUAUGAAGAAUCUCUCUAUAAAUAAAUAUAUAUAAAUAUAUAUAUAUAAAUAUAUACAAAGAAAACUAGAAACAAGGCUUUUUGUAUAUGUAAAAAAGAUUGUACAUAAAAGUUUACAUACAUACUGUACAUAUGUAAGACCCACCAUGGCUUGUCUGCAAUAUAUAAAAUGUAUUUUAUCCGUCUGUAUAUGAUGCUUUGCAUUGUGUCUAAGCUUAUUCUACUUUCUUGAACUUGAAACUUAUUUUGAAGGUUUUGGAAUAAAAUAUAAAACCUA